GUGACUCACGUCUCAAAAAAACACGAGGCAGUAAUCUCAACUUAUUUUUCUGCAAGCUAACCUAAAAUUGCUAACACGUACAUUAUGCCUAAUGGAGAGCCAACCUGGUCUUGUGUAACCGACUUUCAGUAGCUUGCUUCUAACGGUUCACAAUGACACCAGAUUCAGCCGCUGGAUAGGCUGCUGUCAUACAAUGUCACACGGUGGAAUGAAGCAAAGGUCAACACUUUCUCUUACAAGCAAGCAGCAUUUUAACUGCCAUUUCAUCACCCUGCAGGAUGUUUUGUUUUCUUCAGUUUAGUCCUGUCUGACUCAGAGCAGCAGAAGAGUUGGGAGGAAAGUUUUUACAUUUUGCUCAAUCAUUCCAAACUGAAAGUCAGUAGCUUUUCUCCUGCAAACAAAUCCUCACAUGGUGAUCUGACAGAGCAGAAACAUUGCACUCUGCUUCAGAGUGACCACGAACCAGCUGCCACAAUGGCAGCAGAUGACACUGCAGGAAGUGGGGACAGAUCCGAGGGGGAGAAGGAGAUGAAUCUUGAAGUGACUCCAUCUGAGGACGCUGAGGCACAUGAAGACGGAGAUGCAGAGAUGGCCGUCUCUGCUCCGGAGACCCAGUCUCCCUCUGAGGAGCCCCCAGAGGAUGUCGGCGAGGCUAGAAAGUGGAAAUGGGCUGUAAUAUUCUUGUGUUUCUAUGGGUUUAUGUCAUCUAUUAAGCCCGGGGAGGCUUUCAUUACGCCGUAUCUGCUGAGCUUUGAGAAGAACUUCACCAGGGAGCAGGUGACCAAUGAGAUCACUCCUGUGCUGACGUACUCCUACAUGGCCGUGCUGGUGCCAGCCUUCCUGUUAACAGAUCUCCUGCGCUACAAGCCAGUCCUGAUCAUCCAGGCCGUCAGUCAGGUGGUCAUCUGGGUCAUUCUGCUCCUCGGUGACACGCUACUUCAGAUGCAGCUCAUGGAGUUUUUCUACGGCAUUUACAUGGCCUGCCGUGUGGCCUACUCCUCCUACAUCUUCUCUCUGGUCAACCCGGUCCUCUACCAGCGCGUGGCAGGCUAUUCGCGCUCCUCAGUCCUUUUUGGGGUCUUCACCAGUUCUGUGCUGGGUCAGCUGUGCCUGUCUUUAGGCAACAUCACCUUCUACACCCUCAGCGCCAUCUCUUUGGGUUUUGUUAGCUUUGUUCUGCUGCUCGCUCUGUGCCUGCCGUGGCCUAAGCGCUCCUUGUUUUUCAAUCGAACGAAGAAUCAGGAGGAAAAAAAAGAUCCCGCUACCAAAUCAGAACUGGACAAGAUGAACCCGAAAGAGGGUGCACCGUCCACAGGAUCCCGCUGGAAGAAUUCUGUUUUUCUGCAGAUGCUGCUGGAGGUUAAAAACGUGCUGAGCAGGCCCAACCUGAGGCUCUGGUCCUUGUGGUGGGUGUUCAACUCCACCGGCUACUACCUGGUGCUGUUCUACGUCCACAUCCUGUGGAACAAAGUCUACCCCCCCACAGAGAACAAGAACGUUUACAACGGGGGCGUGGAGGCAGCUUCAACACUACUGAGUGCAGUAGCUUCCUUUGUGGCAGGUUUUGUCAAAAUUCGGUGGAACGUGUGGUCGGAGCUGGUCAUCGGGGUUAUCACGGCGGUGCAGGCGGGUCUGCUGCUCGUCAUGGGAACCACAGACAACAUUUGGGUCUGCUACGUCUCUUACGUCCUCUUCAGAAGCUUCUAUCAGUUCCUGGUGCCUGUUGCUACUUUUCAGAUCGCCUCGUCGCUCACUAAGGAGCUGUGCGCCCUGGUGUUUGGCGUCAACACCUUCCUGGGGACGAUACUGAAGAGCAUCAUCAGCCUGAUAGUCUCAGACAAAAGAGGCCUGGCGCUGGAUGUGCAGUCUCAGUUUCUGGUGUACUUUGUUUAUUUUGCCUUCCUUACGGUCGUCUAUUUGAUCUGCGCUGCUGUGGUCAUCAUCCGUCACUUCAGAAACCAGUCCAGGGGAGAAGCCACGGCCAGCGACCGGGCCACAGAGCUCAGCCUGGUGGCUGCAAACUCAGAGGCAGAACCUUUGUCUAAUGGCAAAAGUGCCAAAGCUUAAUCACAAGGAGCAUGCUGUCAGCAUCUCAUGUUAUCUUGAUCCCAAGCUCUUCACUCUCAGCAGGAUUAGUCGUUUUCAAGUCUCUGACUCUGUCGGAGAUGCUCAGUGUUAAGUGCCUCGUCUGUGAUGUAAAGCUCCUGCACAGCAGAGUUUUUAUUUAAUGAUCAGACAAAAAAAAGGAGGAAAAUCUGUUUUAUUUCAUGCAAAGUGCUCAGCAGCACUGUGCUUUAGUAAAGCUGAAAAACAAAACCGCUAAAAAAGAGAGGGACCUUAAAUGUCUUGGGCAGUUUUUUUUAAUAUUUCAGACCGAAGAACUUUUCUUAUGCACAUUAAUUUAGACAGGUGUGGUUGUUUUAAACACUCCUGUUGUACUUAAUGUUACAAUUGCUGUGUUGAUCCAGUUUGCAAAAGAUCUGACCUCUUUAGUGUGAUCACAUUGAGAUAAUCAUGAAUGAUAAAUAUGUUUAUAUAAAAUGCAGAUUUUUAUGCACUUCAUUUAGUAUUUUAAUUUUUUAAUUUAACUAAAAUUUAACUUUUUAAUCUUUGCUGUAUUUUUUAAACCUUUUUUUCUUUUGUAUUGUAGAAAAAGCACAACAAAGACACUUGUAAUCUGUUUGAUACCUUGGAAUAAGAUUUGAAUAAUUUUGAGAAAUAAUUUCUACAUUUUUACACUCAAUUUCCUACCAAGUGUUCAAUUUUAGUACCUCAGUUAAUAAUCUAGCAGCUUGUUAGUAUGAGGCAGCAAAGAGGAUGGCUAAUCUCACAUUAACAUGAACAGGGUUGGUCCUGUAGAGGACAGAGGAAUGCAGUGUUACUAAACCCAACCACAGGAACUACAGUGAAGAUAAGGAAAUGUUUUUCACUGCUGAUUAGUUGUCAUGUUAGCUCCGUUUUCAGUAGGAUUUUACUCAUUUUCACAAUGUACUCACUAUUUGUUUUAUUUUGAUUUAAAUGAUUCCUGAGAGAAGACUGUGAGCCUGUCUGAAUGCUGUA
This is a messenger RNA of Melanotaenia boesemani (Boeseman's rainbowfish), 3060 nucleotides long. RefSeq names its product solute carrier family 19 member 1 (gene slc19a1). Gene Ontology annotation, molecular function: folate:monoatomic anion antiporter activity; folic acid binding. Gene Ontology annotation, biological process: folate transmembrane transport. The record is from RefSeq and is a predicted model, not a curated record. The coding region runs from base 475 to 2067 and encodes 530 amino acids. Gene Ontology annotation, cellular component: basolateral plasma membrane; apical plasma membrane; plasma membrane. The transcript is spliced from 6 exons. Lineage: Eukaryota; Metazoa; Chordata; Actinopteri; Atheriniformes; Melanotaeniidae.